AUGCAGGAGAAGCUGGUCCACGUGGCCGAUCACCUCGAGGCCGAGAGGUCCGAGAUCCUGGAGCUGAGCCAGCGUCUGGAGGCCAUGGAGGGGCAGCUCGCGGAGGGCGGGCCGGGGGCGCCGCGGGGGUUGGACGCUGGCGCCGGCGCCAAGGUGCAGGGCGAGCUGGAGUCGCUCUCAGAGCGGCUGCGCGGGCUGGAGGAGGGCACCGAGCCCAAGUUUCAGGGCCUGCUGGAGGCACUCUCCGAGCGGCUUCGUGGGCUGGAGGAGGGUGCCAAGGUGGAAGCGCUCUCGGAGCAGCUCGGCGCGCUGAGGAGCGACCUGGCGGGGCUGUCCAAACGGCAGGGCGCCCUCGAGGAGGGCGCGGAGCUCAAGGGCGAGCUGGAGGUGCUCUCGGGGCGCCUCAGCGCGCUGGAGGAGGGCGGCGGAGCCAAGGGCGAGCUGGCUGCGCUCUCGGAGCGGCUGCUCGUGCUGGAGGGUGCCGAGACCCCCGAGGACCUGAGCGAGCUGCGCGGGGAGGUGUCGCAGCUGGCCAAGCAGGUGCUGGAGCUCCAGGGCGAGCGCUCCAGCAGUCCGGUCGGGUCGAAUGGGCCUUCCUCUCACGAGCUGAGGGGCGAUCUGGAGCAGCUCGAGGAGAAGCUCGGCUCCAAGGUCGGCGCCGUGGGGCAAGAUGCAUCGGAGGCGAAGGCGGCGGCCGCCGAGCUGUCGGGCACGGUUUCCGAGCUGCAGGAGGUCGUCCAGAAGCUCGCGGGGCAGCCCUGGAAGGAGGCGCUCGACGAGCAGCAGAAGACCUUGAAAGACAUCCAGGGCAGGCUGGGCGGGCUCGAGGGUGACGAGGCGGCCCUGGGGGCUCUGCGCGACGGCCUGCAGGAUCGCACGAAGGACGCGGAGGCGCUGCGCGGGCGGGUGGAGGCCAUGGAGCAGCGGGUGACGCCGGCGCUGAUCGACGAGCUGAAGGGCGCAGGCAGCGAGCUCAAGGCGAGCGCCGAGGCCGCAGCCGCCGAGGUCGCGGGCGAGCUGGAGGCCCUCCGCAAGCGGCUGGCGGGCCUCGAGGCGACCGCGGGGCCGCCGCAGGACCAGGAGGCGCUGGCCGGCGGGGGCGCGGCCGCGGUGGCCGAGGCGGAGGCCCGGCUUGCGGCGAGGCUGCAGGCCCUCGAGGAGCAGCUGGCGUCCCGCCCGGCCAGCGGCGGCGGCGGCGGCGGCGGCGGCGGCGACGACUCCAAGGCGAGGGCGGAGGUGCAGGAGAAGGUGUCCGAGCUGACGGCGCAGCUCGCGAGGGAGCUGGAGGACCUGGCGAGGCACAGGGAGGAGCUCCAGAGCGUCGCCGGCGCUGCCGUCGAGAAGGCCUCCGCGGAGCCGGGCGCCGAGGCGCUGCGAACGCAGCAGGCUGCCCUGGACUCGCUGGCCAAAGACGUGGCGGAGUCGGGCAAGCGGGCCCAGGCGGCGGAGGAGGCUCUGCACGGGCUCCGGCUGGAGCUGAGCCAGAUCCGCAGUGCCUCCCCCAAGGUGGGCAUCAGCGUCGGCGGCGGGGCCGACGACCUCCGGGAGCGGAUGGACCUCCUCGACAAGCAGGUCGGGGAGCUCCGCCUGCAGCUGAAGGGCAAGGCGGCCUUGCUGGGCCACGCCAGGGGCAGGAGCCCCGCCGGAGAGGAGCCUCUGGACUUCUCGCUCACGGGGGCCAGCGAGCAGGCGCGAGGCAACGCCAACCUUGGGGAGGAGCCCCUCGACUUCUCGCUCACGGGCGUGAGCGACCGCCCUGCGAACCUCGGGGACAGCCUGAACCUCUCCCUGACAGAGGCUGCCAAGAAGGACGCGCUCGCCUCGGAGCCGAGGCCGGCGGGCGCCGCCGCCGGGAGCCCCUCCGGCGGCGGCGCGGCAGGCGUGGGGCUGAGCGGCGCGGCUGCCGCCACGGCCGGUGGAGGCGGCGGCCGCUCCAAGCCCUCACCGCUGAAGCUCGAGGCCGAUGGGCCCCUGUCCCCCGUGCAGGAGGGCAGCGUCAGCGGCGACCGACGGAGGGCCACCAGCGCCGCCCAGCCCCCGGAUGCGCUCGGCGCGCUGCUGGCGGGCCAGCAGUCCGCGGCGUCGCCCGCGGGCGCCAGGCGGUCGCCCUCCGCGGCCUCGCCCGUGGGCGCGGGGCCCGCGGCCGCGCCGCCCGCGAAGUCGCCCGCGAAGUCCCCCGCGUCGGACCGCCUGGCCGCGAGCAUGCAGAGCCAGCUCGGGGAGUCCCUGGCGAGCCAGUCCGGCCACGAGGUGAGCCUCUGCGCCGACUACAGCGUGGAGGACUCCACCGAGCUCGAGAAGUGCGACUACUUCGAGGCCGUGGAGCCCCGCAGCUCGCCCCGCGAGGGCCCCGCCGCCUCCCCCAGCGGCUCCCCGGGCGGCGCGCUGGACGGCAUCCUCGGGGCCCGGCCCAGGCCCGCGGAGCUCGGGUCCGUGGGCCUCACGCCGGUAGCCGAGGCCCCGAGGUCUGCCGCCUCGACGGGCACCGUCAUCCGGCACUCCCCAGAGGCCGCCGGCCCCGCCGCGGGGGGCGCCGGGCAGGGCGCGGCCGCGGGCGCGGACGACUACGCGGACGAGUCUUUCGACGAGGACAUGUCCAUCCCGGAGUCGAUCCCCUCGGGCAGCUCCGGCGGUGGCUCCGGCAGCGACGACGAG
Prorocentrum cordatum is the source of this 2655-nucleotide messenger RNA. NCBI's taxonomy places the organism in Eukaryota, Dinophyceae, Prorocentrales, Prorocentraceae. The record is from the annotation of a GenBank genome assembly.